AUGCCUCAAGCAGCGUGUAAGCUUUCUGGUGUUAACUGCAAUGUGAUUGAGCCUCCCCCUAUCGUUCACAAGUACUCUCAGCCUGGAGAUAUCACCGUUGCUGGCAUUAUCUCUCACGUCUACACUUUUUCCAGUCCAAUUCACUUUGACUGUCACCCUUCAGAUGAACUUCAAGAUGAAGGGCUGGUUCUCUUUCAGAGUUACCAGCAUGUUCUAGCCCUGGUGUUUGCUACAAAGCAGAUCAAUGAAAACCUCCAGUUCUUACCCAACCUCACUUUUGGGUUCAACAUCUAUAAUAGUAAUUUCAGUCCAAGCAGGACCUUCCUAGCCUCAAUGAAGCUUCUCUUCACGCACAGCACAUUUGCCCCAAACUACAAGUGUGGCUUUGGGAACAUUCCUGUAGCAGCAAUUGUGGGACCUGACAUCUGCCUCCAUGUAGCAAGCAUUUUGUACAUCUACAAAACUCCACAGGUAAUAUAUGGCUCUGCUCCAGCAAUGAAUAAAGAAACCCAAGGUGUUUUUUUACAACAAAUGUUCCCAAACGAGGCCCUGCAACACCGAGGAAUCCUCCAGUUACUGCUGCAUUUUAGAUGGACAUGGAUUGGAGUUCUUUCUGUGAAGGAUGAAGCAGGAGAAAGGUUUGUACGGGAUGUACUCCCCAUGUUUUCUCAACAUGGAAUCUGCUUUGAUUUUAUGGAAUGGUUCCCAAAUUUAGCUUUUUACACUGAUUUUAUGGAAGUGAUGGAUAAAGGACUUGAAAUAUACAAAGCUGUCAUGAAAAGCACAGCCAACGUGAUAAUUGUGUAUGGCGAGAUUCAGACUAUGACAUUUUUAAAAUCGUUUCUUCGUUUUUCAGAAGUGGAAGACAUACCAGUGAGUACCAAAAUCUGGGUUAUGCCAGCCCAAAUGGAUUUUGAAUCAGUAUCCUUUGACAGAAACUGGGAUAUACAUUUCCUCCAUGGUGCUUUAUCCCUCUCUGUUAACUCAAAGGAGGUGUUUGGAUUCCAGGAAUUUCUUCAAAGCAGAAAUCCAACCACAGAACCACAUGAUGGGUUCAUCAGAGAUUUUUGGGAGCAGGUGUUUGCUUGCUCAUUUCCCAACUCUAAAAAGAAUAAAGGGACUGAGAGCAUUUGUACUGGAGAAGAGAAAUUGGAGUCUCUUCCGACUUCUACUUUUGAAAUUAGCAUGCGUGGCUACAGCUACAAUAUGUACAACACUGUCUAUGCUGUGGCACAUGCUUUACAGUCGAUGGAUUCCUCUAAAUCCAAGCAAAGAAAUUGGAUGGAUGUGGGGAGAGAGAACUUUCAGGACAUACAAUUGUGGCAGCUAUACCCUUUUCUGAGAAGUGUCUCGUUCAACAAUAGUGUGGGUGAAAAGAUCUCCUUUGACAAAAAUGGACAAUUUAUUGGAGGAUUUGAUAUUAUAAACUGGGUCACUUUUCCAAACCAGUCAUUUUCUAAGGUGAAAGUAGGAAAGAUAGACCCCUUCCAUAUUUAUUUGGAUUCCAUUAAAUGGCCAGAAAACUUUAAUCAGGCACACCCAAUUUCUAUGUGUACUAAUCAUUGCCAGAGAGGGUAUAGGAAGACCCAUAAGGAAGGGAAGCCGUUUUGUUGUUUUGAUUGCCUUCCAUGUCCAGAAGGGAAGAUUUCAACUGAAGAGGAUAGAGAUGACUGUGUUCCAUGUCCAGAAGAUCAAUACCCAAACCACAACAAAGAUUCAUGCUUCCCCAAAGUUAUCUCUUUCUUAUCAUAUGAAGAACCACUGGGGAUGAGUUUGGCUACUUGUGCCCUUUCUUUUGCUUUCAUCACAUCUUUGGUGCUCAGGAUCUUCAUUCAACACAGGGACACUCCCAUCGUGAAAGCCAACAACAGGAACCUCACCUAUAUUAUUCUCAUCUCCCUUCUACUCGCUUUCUUUUGUGCUUUCCUAUUUAUUGGGAGGCCCAAUCAAAUUGUAUGUCUUCUUCGACAACCAGCUUUUGGCAUUAUCUUCUCAGUGGCGGUUUCCUGUUUGUUGGCCAAAACCAUUGUGGUGGUCCUAGCAUUCAUGGCCAGCAAGCCUGGGUCCAAAAUCAGAAGAUGGGUGGGGAAAAGAUUGGUGAGCUCCAUUGUUCUUUCUUGCUCUCUUGUUCAAGCCACCAUUUGUGCCUCAUGGCUGAUGACAUUCCCACCAUACCCAGAUGUUGACAAGCACUCCAUGUCUCAGGAAAUUAUAUUAGAAUGCAAAGAAGGAUCAGUGAGCAUGUUUUACUGUGUCUUGGGCUUUAUGGGCUUCUUGGCCAUUGUCAGCUUCUCUGCAGCUUUUCUAGCCAGGAAACUACCUGACAGUUUCAACGAAGCCAAAUUCAUCACCUUCAGCAUGUUUGUCUUCUGCAACGUCUGGUUGUCCUUUGUUCCAAGCUACUUGAGUACCAAAGGAAAAUACAUGGUGGCUGUGGAGGUCUUCUCCAUCUUAUCCUCUAGUGCUGGCUUACUGGGUUGUAUCUUUGCCCCCAAAUGUUUUAUCAUCCUGUUCAGACCUGAAUUAAACAGCAAACCUUUGCUCAUGAAGAGGCAGUAUUGA
Messenger RNA from Candoia aspera, 2562 nucleotides. Its product is annotated as vomeronasal type-2 receptor 26-like. NCBI's taxonomy places the organism in Eukaryota, Metazoa, Chordata, Lepidosauria, Squamata, Candoiidae. Gene Ontology annotation, cellular component: plasma membrane. The record is from RefSeq and is a predicted model, not a curated record. The coding region runs from base 1 to 2562 and encodes 853 amino acids. The transcript has 6 exons. Gene Ontology annotation, biological process: G protein-coupled receptor signaling pathway. Gene Ontology annotation, molecular function: G protein-coupled receptor activity.